CCGUCAGCCUAGGUUGAGGCACCCUGCGUGUGUCUAUAACUUUGUGCUGCUGCCGCGGCCGCCCUGCUGGUGGAAGGAAGGAGGAGGAAUGUGGAAGGCGGCGGCGCGCAGGCUGACAGGCGGUUCCUCCGGCGGGCUGCAGCGGCGGCCGGAGCACCUCUCCUUCGCCGAGGUUGCGCGCCCCCUCCUCACCGUGCCCCGGGCCCGCGCGGGAUUGUGCGUCCUCCCCCCUCGUCCCUGAAGGGAAGGAAUCGAGUGUUUUUAAAGGACUUGAGUGAAGGGGGAAAAAACUGUCAAGAUGGCAGCAGCGGGAGCAAGGAGGUGAUGAACGUGCUGGUCCGGGUUUUCUGGCGGCCCGGGAAGACUUGGCGCUUCCCGACCUGUUGGAAGAUUUAUGUUUGACUUGCCCCCUCCCCCCGAUCUUUACAGGGAAGCGGGUGGAGGGCACAACGUGCGCGAGAAAAUAAACCACACAAAACCCCAAAGUGGCUGUUCCUGCUCGGCUCGACCCUUUGCGAACACCAGCCGAGCUGCCUAUCCCCCUUCCCGUCUUUCUCUUUUCUGGAAGUGAUAAGGGCCAUUUGCGCGCGGAUCCACGUUCGCCCUCCCGGCCCGCGGGCUAAGAGGGGAGAAGGGAGCUGCCCGCGCCGUCCCCGCGCUCGGGCCCCUCCACUGGGAGGGGAGGUGGCAGGGGAGGCGCGGAGGCGGCAGGGCUGGGGACGGGGAGGAGAGCUGAAGACGCCACAGACUUUGGCGGCGGCGCCGCGGGAAGCACUUGAGCGGCCCCGAGCGAAACAUAAACAAACGCACGCCCGCCCGAGCUCGGACUCCGACCGCGGCACCGCUGCGCCAGCUCCGGCCGCUGCCCGAUUUAAAGGCGCGGCCCGCGCCCCUCCCCCUCCCCGCCCCUCCCCCUGCCUCCCCGCCCAGCCACCUAACCCAGGAGGGACCUGCGGCUCUGGCAGCGGCCGGGGGAGGGGGCUGCCCCGUGCGAGCCCGUCGAUUCGCUCCCGUCUCCCCCGCGGCCCGGCCAGGGGGCGGUGUCUGCUGCGCCAGGUUCGCGGGACGCACGUCUCCAGGUCUGCCUGCUCCUGGGAGGCGGGCGCGGUGCGCUCGGGCGGCGGCAGCGGCAGCGGCGGGCGAGGACUCGCCGAGGACUGGGCUCCGGCCCGGGAUAACCAACUCUCGUUCUCUCUUCUCUUGUGCUUCCCCAGCGGUGGCGGCGGCAGCGGCGCCCAGGAGCCCGAGUCUUCGCGGCGCCCCGGUCCCUCCCCCGCCGCACCCCUCCCCGGCGCGAGAGGAGAGCGCGAGAGCCCGAGCCGCCGGCGGGCGGGCGGCGAAGAUGGCAGAGGCGCCGGCCUCCCCGGCCCCGCUCUCUCCGCUCGAAGUGGAGCUGGAUCCGGAGUUCGAGCCCCAGAGCCGGCCGCGCUCCUGUACGUGGCCCCUGCAGAGGCCGGAGCUCCAGGGGAGCCCGGCCAAGCCCUCGGGGGAGGCGGCCGCCGACUCCAUGAUCCCUGAGGAGGAGGACGAUGAAGACGACGAGGACGGCGGCGGGAGGGCCGGCUCGGCCAUGGCGAUCGGCAGCGGCGGGAGCGGCUCGCUGGGCUCCGGGCUGCUCCUUGAGGACUCGGCCCGGCUGCUGGCUCCCGGAGGGCAGGACCUCGGGGCCGGGCCAGCCCCGGCGGCGGGCGCGCUGAGCGGGGGGACGCAGACGCCGCUGCAGCCUCAGCAGCCACUGCCACCCCCGCAGCCGGGGGCGGCUGGGGGCUCCGGGCAGCCGAGGAAAUGCUCGUCGCGGCGGAACGCUUGGGGGAACCUCUCCUACGCCGACCUGAUCACUCGCGCCAUCGAGAGCUCCCCGGACAAACGGCUCACUCUGUCCCAGAUCUACGAGUGGAUGGUGCGUUGCGUGCCCUACUUCAAGGAUAAGGGCGACAGCAACAGCUCCGCCGGCUGGAAGAACUCUAUCCGGCACAACCUGUCGCUGCAUAGCCGGUUCAUGCGGGUCCAGAAUGAGGGGACUGGCAAGAGCUCUUGGUGGAUCAUCAACCCUGAUGGGGGGAAGAGCGGGAAGGCACCCCGGCGGCGGGCCGUCUCCAUGGACAACAGCAACAAGUACACCAAGAGCCGUGGCCGUGCAGCCAAGAAGAAGGCAGCCCUGCAGACAGCCCCCGAGUCAGCAGACGACAGUCCCUCCCAGCUCUCCAAGUGGCCUGGCAGCCCCACAUCACGCAGCAGCGAUGAGCUGGAUGCAUGGACGGACUUCCGCUCACGCACCAAUUCCAAUGCCAGCACAGUCAGCGGCCGCCUGUCACCCAUCCUGGCAAGCACAGAGUUGGAUGAUGUCCAGGAUGAUGAUGCGCCACUUUCCCCCAUGCUCUACAGCAGCUCAGCCAGCCUCUCACCCUCUGUAAGCAAGCCAUGCACCGUGGAGCUGCCACGGCUGACCGACAUGGCGGGCACCAUGAAUCUGAAUGAUGGGCUGGCUGACAACCUCAUGGAUGACCUGCUGGAUAACAUCACGCUCCCAUCGUCCCAGCCAUCGCCCCCCGGAGGGCUCAUGCAGCGGAGCUCUAGCUUCCCAUACACCACCAAGGGCUCCGGCCUGGGCUCUCCCACCAGCUCCUUUAACAGCACGGUGUUCGGACCCUCGUCUCUGAAUUCUCUGCGUCAGUCUCCCAUGCAGACCAUCCAAGAGAACAAGCCAGCUACCUUCUCUUCCAUGUCACACUAUGGCAACCAGACACUCCAGGACCUGCUCACUUCGGACUCACUCAGCCACAGUGAUGUCAUGAUGACCCAGUCAGACCCCUUGAUGUCUCAGGCCAGCACCGCUGUGUCUGCCCAGAACUCCCGCCGGAACGUGAUGCUUCGCAAUGACCCAAUGAUGUCCUUUGCCGCCCAGCCUAACCAAGGGAGUUUGGUCAAUCAGAACUUGCUCCACCACCAGCACCAAACCCAGGGCACUCUCGGUGGCAGCCGUGCCUUGUCGAAUUCCGUCAGCAACAUGGGCUUGAGCGACUCCAGCAGCCUUGGGUCAGCCAAACACCAGCAGCAGUCUGUCAGCCAGUCUAUGCAAACCCUCUCAGACUCUCUCUCAGGCUCCUCCUUGUACUCAACUAGUGCAAACCUUCCCGUCAUGGGCCAUGAGAAGUUCCCCAGCGACUUGGACCUGGACAUGUUCAAUGGGAGCUUGGAAUGUGACAUGGAGUCCAUUAUCCGUAGUGAACUCAUGGAUGCUGAUGGGUUGGAUUUUAACUUUGAUUCCCUCAUCUCCACACAGAACGUUGUUGGUUUGAACGUGGGGAGCUUCACUGGUGCUAAGCAGGCCUCAUCUCAGAGCUGGGUGCCAGGCUGAAGGAUCACUGAGGAGAGGGGAAGUGGGCAAAGCAGACCCUCAAACUGACACAAGACCUACAGAGAAAAACCCUUUGCCAAAUCUGCUCUCAGCAAGUGGACAGUGAUACCGUUUACAGCUUAACACCUUUGUGAAUCCUGCACCAUUUUCCUAACCCAGCAGAGACUGUUAAUGGCCCCUUACCCUGGGUGAAGCACUUACCCUUGGAACUGAACUCUCUACAGUAUGCAAACUCUUCCUUGUAUGGGGUGAUGAGCCAUCUGCCAGCGAAGGACAAGCACCCUGUUAGCACCACCCACCCUCGUCCAGAGCACACCGUGAGCCCCCUUGGGCAAUGCCGUGGUGUUUUAAUAUCUCGAUGGUUUAUGGGAUGUUCUAAGUGUUGUUUUUGUGUCUGUUUUCCUUUGACUUUGAGUUUUUCACAUGCUUUAACUUGCAGUAUUUUUAUGUUAAAAUGUUAAUCAUCCUUACCCUGACAAAUUUAAAAACAGAAGGAAAAUGUUGUACCAGUUACCAUUCUGGCUUUGGGCGUCACAAGCAUUUGAGCCCGUAGAACUUCAUAAACUAACAAAUUACAUAAACUAGAGGGGGAUUUUCUUUCUUCUUUUGUUUGGUAGAAAACUAUCCUUUUCUAGAAACUGAACAAUGGCACAACUGUUUGCUGUGUGCACCAGUCCAAGACUGAACCCUGCACAGGCAGAACGGAUGGAGCUCGGCGUCCGACCCAGUGUGUUUCAGGAAUGAGUCGGGGUGUUCAGGGGCCGAGAUCCCCCACACCUGGUCUGCAGUUGCCAGAUCCAUAGGGCCUGUGGUCUCCUGUCAGUAUCCUCAGCUAAUGCAGUGAACAGUGAUGGUGUGUUGGUUAGAAAUUAGGAUCUUUUCAAGGAAGAAAUCAGCUCAGCUGUCCACUCGUUGCCAAAUGCCACUAAAGGAUUUAGUUUUUAGGAGAAAAGACAAGGAAAAAAAAGUAGUCCUGUUUUGCUUUGCAGAAGAAAUGAACUUAACAGGUGAGCAUUAAGCCUGCGGUGAGAAAUAUGUGAAAAGUACAAACCCAAGUCACUAUUUUCCUAAAUACACACCCUUGAUUAUUUUCAGCUUUGCUGUGUAUAAUCUGAUCCACUAGAUGUGUAUGAGUGACAGGCAAUAGCAUACAAACUGAUUUUUUUUAUAUAUAUAUAAGCUUAGAUUGUAAUUGUACAAGUGACACGAUGGAAGUACAAAAUAGGGCAGUUUUGACUUUUUUUCUCCCACUUUCUUGCUUCAGUGGAUUUCAUUUUAUUUUGUUUUCAAAAAGUUAUGGUGCUGUAUAGGUGCUUUCUGUUUAACCCGGGAAGUGUGAUUAUCUUAGUGACCCUCUUUGGUAGACAGAAUAGUUGGGAACACCUUUGGUACAUAUGAAACUGGUGUAGGGAUGCUCUGAUUAGCACAGCAUAUGCAUACUUCUCCAAAGUGGUAUAUGAAGACUCUUUUCUUUGCAUAAAAAGCAUUAGGCAUAUAAAUGUAUAAAUAUAUUUUAUUCAUGUACAGUACAAAAAUGGAACAUUCUGCAUGGACGUUAGGAAUACAGGCUAGUAUUUCAGCACAGACCUGCCUGCAUGAGUUCUCGCAGAUGCUUGCACCGUGCAGUGGGCACUGACUCCCUCCCACCAACACAGACGUGCCACCUGACCCCCUGCACCCAACACCGGCCACCAGGGGCCCCCUUGUGUACCUUUGCUUUAUAAUUCUUCUGGGGGUGACAUUGGUGGUGAUAACAGCUCCUAGCAUCAUGAAAGUUCCAUUUGGUAUUGUCACACGUCUCGCCCACCUCGCUUGGGUUGUCCUGUUUGAUGGCCCUGUUGAUUUCACCCUGCCUUUUCCUGAAUCUGUAAAUUGUCGUGCAAUUGUGGUUAUGGUAGACCUGUAGCAUAUCGCCUUUUCUAAACUGCUACAAGUUUAUAAUCUUCAUUUUAAAAGUACAUAUAAUUUUUUAAAAUAUGUAUUCUAUUCACGUGGUCUGCUUGUCAGUGAGACAGACUUUUGCUUACUAUAUUCCUUUGUAAUAAUGCUAGCCAUUGCCUCGAUUCUUUGGGAGUCUGCUGUACACAAGAACUGUCCGGUGUCAGUGAAAGAGGGCUGCCUCUCUGGGUUCCCAAGUGCAGCUGCCCUGGUUGGAGGGAGAAGCAGUUCAGAGACAGCGACAGUAGCUGGGGUGGGGAGGUGAGGGGGUUAUCGGAUGCAAGGGAGAAUCCAGAGUGCUUCCAACAGGAGGGCCUUGAGAAUUUCUCUCCUGAGCUCGAAGAAACAAGCAAACU
Molecule: messenger RNA, 5652 nt
Organism: Ceratotherium simum simum (southern white rhinoceros)
Lineage: Eukaryota; Metazoa; Chordata; Mammalia; Perissodactyla; Rhinocerotidae
Source: RefSeq, a predicted model, not a curated record